Messenger RNA from Xyrauchen texanus (razorback sucker), 1046 nucleotides. Its product is annotated as V-set and Ig domain-containing protein. NCBI's taxonomy places the organism in Eukaryota, Metazoa, Chordata, Actinopteri, Cypriniformes, Catostomidae. Gene Ontology annotation, biological process: regulation of osteoclast development; regulation of actin cytoskeleton organization; regulation of bone resorption. The transcript has 3 exons. The record is from RefSeq and is a predicted model, not a curated record. Bases 37 to 951 code for a protein of 304 amino acids. Gene Ontology annotation, cellular component: plasma membrane.
GAUGGUGAGUCAGGAAUGGGCACAUGUUGCUUGUAGAUGUUGAAACUUUUCAUACUGCACCAUAAAUCCAGAACGUCUGCAAUGGCCUCACAGCAGUUCAGUGUAACCCUGGUUCUGUUGCUGCUCCUUCACACAGCAGCUAAAGCCAAAGAUAAUGAUGGCUGGUCCAUGAAAGCACCCACUGAGGUCCGGGCGAUUGAUGGGUACCCUGUAGUGCUGCCCUGCUCCUUUACUCACCCACAACACACCCAUCCCUCCUCCAUGCAUGUGGUGUGGACCCUGGGCCAUGGACGGGCUGCCACUGUUCUCUUCCGCUGUUCAAGCCUGAACAACAGCCAGCACUGCCAAUCAAAGCCCGACCAGGACCAGCGCUACCGUAUGGAGGGCAACCACAGAAAUCAUGACAUCUCACUCAGGAUAAACAGUGCAACCUUGGAGGACAGUGGCCGCUAUUACUGUCACGUGGAGUUACCUGGGCACCAUCAUACAAUCGUUGAGAACACACUGGGAACCCGCCUUCGAGUAGAGGCUGCACCACAUAUCCUGGAUUUAUCAGCAGAAGGCAGCGAAGAAUCUGGCUUCAAAGCCCUCUGCCACAUUCAGGGUUCCCCUCUACCUGAUGUUCAGUGGAUUGCACCAGAUGGUGUCGUUGAUGGAGAUACCACAUUUUCUCUGGCUCAGGAGGCUAUUGGGCAAUACCGCACUUCAAGCCAGCUGCUGGACAUCAAACCUGGAGGACAGUACACCUGUACAGCUUCAAACUCUUUGGGAAAGGAUCAAGCUACCCUCUACAUUUUGCAUCCUAGCCCAGGGAAGUCAACCACAAAGAAUUAUUCUUUUCUCCUUGUGUUGUUGCUUGCAUUGGCCUUGGGUACAAAGCUACUUUUAGCCUUUGGUGUGGGAGUGUGGGUGAUUAGGAGGACUCUCAGAACUAGCAGUGUGAUCAAUUGACAAGCCAUAAAUGUAUACACAUGCAGUCAUUCACACUUAAUCAAACCACAGUGUUUUGCCUUCAAAGCUGUACUUGGUCCCAUGUGUGCUCUUAA